This is a messenger RNA of Meleagris gallopavo (turkey), 3072 nucleotides long. The record is from RefSeq and is a predicted model, not a curated record. NCBI's taxonomy places the organism in Eukaryota, Metazoa, Chordata, Aves, Galliformes, Phasianidae.
UCCCGGAGGCACCGCACCGUGGAAGACUUCAACAAGUUCUGCACCUUUGUCCUGGCCUACGCCGGAUACAUCCCCUACCCGCAGGAGGAAACGCCGCUGAGGAACAGCCCCAGCCCUCCCAACAGCACCGGCGGCACCAUUGACAGCGAUAGCUGGGACCCCCGCUUCAAUGACAUCCCCUCCUCGGUUUCCCUUCCUGCCAAGAAUAGAAAGAACUUCAGCCAGCUGAAGCGAGCAAAGCCUUACGGUUCCCUGUUCCAGCGGGCAAAGCCUGGCAACUUCCUGCCAGAGCGAAAGCAGAUCGAUAAGAUCAGAAAGAAGAAAAAACUGAAGAGAAGGGAAACGGAGGUGUCUACGGAGGAAGACUAUGAGGAGAAGCUGCUGGAGCUGGAGGCGGAGGACUCUUACACAGAGACACCGAUGAGCCCCUCGUCUGAGGGUGACCCUCAGUCUGUGGCUGAGCACUGCUCAGUCUGGGACUCUGACACGGCCUCCAGUGUCACCUACCCCACAGGGACGGGCGAGCAGGCGGUGGAGAUCCAGAGUGUGGGCAAACGAACGGUCAUUCGGCAGGGCAAGCAGGUCGUCUUCCGGGACGAGGAUGGCACCGGCGAUGACGAGGACAUCAUGGUGGAUUCAGAUGACGAUUCCUGGGACCUGGUCACUUGCUUCUGCAUGAAGCCUUUCGCCGGGCGGCCGAUGAUCGAGUGCAACGAGUGCCACACCUGGAUCCACCUCUCCUGCGCCAAGAUCCGCAAGUCCAACGUCCCAGAGGUCUACAUAUGCCAGAAGUGCCGGGACUCCAAGUUUGACAUUCGCCGUUCGAACCGCUCCCGGACGGGCUCGCGCAGGCGCUUUCUGGACUAAGCGGGGAGGCGCGUGCUGCUGCGCUGCUCGGGCGGGCAGGUGAGCCGUGCAAAGCACAGACACCGGCUGGGGGCCGGGCAGAGCUCCCCCGAACUGCUGCUGCUCAGGCCAAGGGCUGCCCAGCCUGCCUGCGGUACAGGGAUGAGGUAUCGCCGAGUCGUGGAUGGCCGGGGUGGAAGAAGCAGACUGGUCAAAACUGCCGCUAGAUACCAAUUAGCUCAAGAGACAAAUGAAGCUCUCUGGGUUCAGUGGGGUUUUGUCCAGUUACAACUAUGAGUUGGACGAUGUUUUGGGAAUGUAUAAUAUCUUUGCCAUGUGUUUUUUCUCAUCCCAUUGGGAAACUGCAAACCUUCUCUGUGCUAGGAAACUCAUCCUCUGAGGAGGGAGGAGGAGGAGGAGGGAAUCUGUGUGAAGAGUCUGAAAAGUAAAUGGCCACGUGUUUUAAUUUUAAUGUAUUAUUAUACCUGCCCAUUUGUCCGUAUAUAUCAAUCUUAGAUAUUCUAAGGCUCUGUAGGAGUGAGUGUGAAUGCAUACCAACCUCUGUGUGAUCUGCCUCCUCUUCCACGGCCCGGGCAGCAGGUGAGUGCUGUGAGUUGGCGCUGUAUAAUGACAGGACUUCACCCUGCUCUGGGGAACCGGUGCAUUUAGAGAAAGAGAACACUCCUUUCUUUGGACAGGCAGCGCUGGCAAUUAGUUGACAUCAGAUUUCUUAGAAGUCUCUUAACGGUGAUUUUUUGUGACUUUGUUUUGCAUGAUUGGCUCAAAUGUGUUUGGGGGGAAAAGCAUUUGCUCUGUGUCCCGGCCCUUUGUUAAACUCUGAGGUGCUGUUUUAAGAUGACGAUUCUCCCUUUUCUCAGCCCAGAAUUCAAGCGUGGACUGUAAAAGAGGCUGUAGUAAAUGUAGAACCUGGCCAGUCUGGUUCGAGAUUUGAUCAUUUCCAUCAGAACUACAGCUGAGUUGACUUUGUUUCUGCUGUUUAGUUUUUGAGACCAGAUUUGUAAUCAGAAAACCAAAUUCUUUAACCUGUUGGCUGCAAAUUACGCGUAAAAAACCCCACAAAUGCAGGCUAUGUAGCUAGCAAGGUGAAGUGUAAUGAAGAUUCAUCUGGUGCUGGGAAGGACAAGAGAGUGCAGGGAGUCCAGGCUUGUUUGCGAGGCCUCCAAGAUGGAGGCGUUGUCCCUCAGUGACCAAACAGAGCAAGCCGUAUGCAUUGUACAACUUAGGUUUAUGAUUUUGAGACAUUUCUCCCAAGUUACACCUGAUGAAUGUGUUCUCUGUCCUAUGACACGAGGAGAGUCGUUGGCUGGCACUGGAGCUUAUGUGAGACCAGCUGUGCUGGUACGAACGUGUCACGUCGGUCUGCAGCCAGGCCCGUCAGAGCACUGCCUUACCUGAGUGCGGUGCCAGGGGGAGAUGCACCCUGGUGAGGAGCAGGGUCUUCCCAGUGCGCAGUCAGGUACGCCCUGAUGCCUAACGCCAGGCUGCCAAAGCUUUCUGCAGGCUGCUCAGCACAGCAGCGCCCCGGGGCUCCCGUGCGGGACGUGGGCACGGCCGGGUCAGGAGAUGGAGCUGCACGCUGUGCAACUGUUCUUCGGCCUUGGUUCUUCGUAAAAAUCCAUCCCACCACACUGUAACAACUGACUCUAGGUUCUGAAAACCAGCUCCAGCUUCUGUUCAAACUUAGACUGUGACUGUGGUAUGCUGCCUUCCAGAAGCUAAGUGCAACCACCGAGGAGUUUGCCAAAGACUUGCCCCUUAUGGCUGCCUGACUGCUGUUUGCAGCCAGAAAUACAACCAAAGUUCUCUAAUGCUGCCAUUUCACUCUGCAAACAGAAAGGCUUUGGAAGAUCCUGGUUGCGAGCUGUGAGGGCUGGACCUGCUCUGAGCACUGGCGUCUUUGUGUUUACAGCGUGUCUGCAAUUCAACUGGACCUCCCGGAAUGUGUUCUGAAGUUUUAAAGUGUUAAAUGGCCAAGCGAACUGCCUCUUUUUCCCAGAGGUUAAAUACUAAUCAAUGUGACUGACUCUUGUUCUGUUACCUUUUCAGAUUUAUCCCAAUAGAUGGUGUCUGACAAGUCCAGCACAUUACAGUAUCAGCAGAGAGAAAAAAAGUAACAUCUCCAUUGUUUUAGUUCAUCACUUUCAGCCAUAUAUGAUUAUAGUUUAAUUCAGAACUUUAUUUUUCCAUUAAAACUGUUUUAAUGAA